CUGCUACAGCUGUUCGUGUGUUGUCGACCAUAGAGACGCUGCGCUUGGCACAGUAAGGCAGAUGUGGAUGGGUUUUUAUUAUCUAUUCACAGGUAUGACUGGGUACUAUUGGUAGCAGCUCAUUACCAACAUUUCACCAGAUGCCACGUACUAGUGCGACCUGGAUGUGAAACUGGAAUAAAGGCCGUAUCUCGCUAUAUUUUGACAGACCGUGACAACACUGAGAUGUAAACAGUGUGGAUGGGUGCAGUAGCAGCGGGGUAGCUAGCUGACUUUAUUACACGGCGGUCCUUAAAUAAUCUUAACUAUUGUGAAAAUAUGGAGGAACUUGGAAAUACAUGUGUUGGCCGGAUUUAUUAAUUACCCUGCUUUGUGAAUAAUGGAAAUCAGGUGCCAGGAAGAUCAGGAAACAGUGUUGUUAUUAGCAAGUUAGCUCACGGUAGCUCAGCUAGCUGUUAGUUAAGGUUAACUACAUCAAAUUAGUGGGCUGGGUUAGCUGGGUUAACUCAGCCCACUAAUUUUAAAUAGGCACGGAAAAUAAUCACACAAAUAUUGCUGGCGACUAAACUUUUCUAUUUGCUUAGAUUUUUUUGACUGACAAGUUUUUUUUCUCCCAGUGAAACCCAGUUUACCUAUUUCUGGUGUUAACUCCGCUAGCCUGCUAAGCAGCUGUGUUGGUUGAGCUGCUCCUCCUGUUCUGCUGUGGUGUCAGUGCAAUCUGCUUGUGCUGCACAAGUCAUAUUGUAAAUAUAGCUUUGUACUGCUGCUAAACUGCCAAGUGCACGACAACAAUGGCUCAAGAAGCGUUUCCCCUGCAUUUUCUGGUCUGGAACAAUCAGUACCUGGAGCUUGAUCGAGAGCUGCAGAAGAAAGAGCAGGAUGUUGAGCGCCUGGAUCCGAGGGGGCGCACCCCGCUGGAGCUGGCUGUGUGUCUGGGCUACCUGGAGUCCACCCGGGUGCUGCUCAGGCACACUGCAGACCCCACACACAGCAACGCACAGGGAUGGACCAUCUUGCAGGAGGCGGUGAGCACAGGAGACCCUGAGCUGGUUCAGCUUGUGCUUCAGUACAGAGACUUCAAACGUGCCACAGAGAGACUGUCAGGCAUCCCAGAGCUGCUCAGCAAACUAAGACAGGCACGGGACUUCUAUGUGGAGAUGAAGUGGGAGUUUACCAGUUGGGUGCCCUUGGUUUCGAAGGUGUGUCCCAGUGACGUCUACCGGGUGUGGAAGAGUGGCUCGUGUCUCCGCGUGGAUACCACCCUCCUGGGCUUUGAACACAUGACCUGGCUGAAAGGACGACGCAGCUACAUCUUCAAGGGUGGAGAUGACGGUGCAGUGGUGAUGGAGGUGGACCAUGAGAAGCAGGUGGUGUACACAGAGCCUCUUGUGUUGUCUCCCCGCGAUGCACCUUCCCUUCUGGCAGCCAUGCAGCCUUCGCAGGAGAACACAGCCCAGAGAAUCACAUCACCCAUCGUCUCCACGCACCUCAACACACGAAACAUUGCCUUUGAACGGAACAAGUCUGGUAUCUGGGGCUGGCGUUCAGAAAAGAGUGAAGUGGUCAGUGGGUAUGAAGCCAAGGUUUACAGUGCCACCAAUGUGGAGCUGGUGACUCGGUCAAGAACAGAGCAUCUAUCAGACCAGGACAAGUCAAGGAGCAAAGGCUCUAAGACUCCCCUGCAGUCCUUCCUGGGGAUUGCUGAACAGCACACAGCUCACAACGGGAGUAAUGUGUCCCAGUGUGCCAGUCCUCACAACCCGACAGCCAUCACAGCUGAGGAAUACUUCGACCCAGAGUUCAACCUGAAUGGGCGGGACAUCGGACGUCCCGUUGAGCUCACAAGCAAAGUCCAGAAGUUUAAAGCCACACUGUGGUUAAGUGAAAGUCACCCUCUGUCUCUAGCUGAGCAGGUGACACCCAUCAUCGACCUCAUGGCCAUCUCCAACGCCCACUUUGCCAAACUGCGUGACUUCAUCACUCUCCGCCUACCGCCAGGCUUCCCUGUCAAGAUAGAGAUUCCUUUGUUUCACGUGUUGAAUGCCAGAGUGACGUUCAGUAACCUUUGUGGCUGUGACGAGCCAGUCAGCUCUGUGACGGUUAACGAACCUGAGAGCCCAGAGGAAGCUGGUCAGUCUCCUGCUCUCUUCCACUGUGAAGUGGACCCCUCAGUGUUCGAGCCCCCUGCAGAGUACACCACCCUCGGUCCAGGCCGCAGCGAGCCCAUGAGGGACGAAGAUGACAACUUGCUGCAGUUCGCUAUCCAGCAGAGCCUGCUGGACGCGGGCACAGAGAGUGACCAGGUUACCAUCUGGGAGGCCCUGACCAACAGUCGCCCAGUGCCCCAGAGUCCACUGUACGAGGAAGACUCUCAGCUGGAGAGGGCAAUCCAGGAGUCUCUGUCCAUCUCAUUGGCCAGCAGAGAGGAAGAAGACACAGCGGACCCCUCCUCCGUCUCCCCCUUGGACCCCGUCGCCAACUCCCCGCUCUCCUUCAGCGCCGUGACGGAUCCGCGGUUGUCAGGAAACUUAGGCCUGGCUUCGAACUUCGAUGAACAGCUGCGCAUCGCCAUGGAAAUGUCGUGUCGAGAGCAAGAGGAGCUGGACAGGAAGCAGAAGGAGGAAGAGGAUGAGCUGGAGAGGAUCCUGCAGCUGUCGCUCACCGAGAAGUAAUGUCAUAACAACAACAAUGGAGCAACCGCCUUCAUUGGGGAGCGAUCCUCUUUAUUUAUUCAUUUUUAUUUUUAUUAACUUAUUUCAGAUAUUUUAUUUGUAUUCUUUACGCGAAGGCUGCUAUAACACAGUGUGAAGGACCAGAUUAUAAGACGUGUGUGUGUGAAACAGGUGUGUGUGUGGGAGCAAGUUAAACUAAGAAGAGAUGGAAUCAGUAACUGUGAAACACACUGCACUGAAGGAGCAGACAAAAGGGAUAGUCUUUGUUUUUCUUAUUUUGAUUGAACAUUCGUUGCAGUCUUGCUGUCUUUGAGUGGUGAAUGAUCCUUAAACUUUAAACCUAUAACAUGAUCCGUGAUAACGAUAUUUAAAAAAAAAAAAAACAGUCUUAAUGGAAUAACUUAUAAAUACAUGAUUAUAACAUUUGAAUCAUUUUGUUGGCUUCCUCCUGUGUAAAAAAAUAAAUAAAGAAUGACCAUCCUGGAA
Molecule: messenger RNA, 3158 nt
Organism: Labrus mixtus (cuckoo wrasse)
Lineage: Eukaryota; Metazoa; Chordata; Actinopteri; Labriformes; Labridae
Gene: ankrd13d
Product: ankyrin repeat domain 13 family, member D
Exons: 16
Coding region: 792-2672 (626 amino acids)
Cellular component (GO): cytoplasm
Molecular function (GO): protein binding
Source: RefSeq, a predicted model, not a curated record